AUGCCUGCCGAAGUUCUCUCGUCUACACAGCAGGAAGCUCGACAGGGUGCUCAGACAUACCUGGAUGCCCGCCUUUUGCAGAAAUCGAUAUCUCCGCUACAAUCAACGGAAUCCUUUACCAUCCCAGUGAUCGAUAUCAGUCCCUCCUUCGAUGCAUCUUUGCAAGAACGCAAGGCCGUCGCAACCCAAAUUCGUGCCGCCUGUACAAAUAGCGGAUUUUUCCACAUCACCGGUCAUGGUAUCUCCAGAGAGGCUCAGGAUGCUGUACUCGAUCUUGCGAAGAGGUUCGUGAAGAACCUAGACCCGGACAAGAAGGAGGCACUGCAUGUGAAGCAUUCUGAGUACUUCCGUGGCUGGGAGCCGUCUGAUUACACCUUCACGAAUCCGAGUGAUCGUCACGUGAAAGGUGCCAGACCAGAGACCAAAGAAUGCUUCAACUGGGGCUAUGAAGAAGGAUUAGAUCCUACUGGAGGUGAUGGUCAUUAUUGCGAACUCGAUGGAGCCAUAGGCGUCACGGCUAAUGUCUGGCCCUCGGAGCAAGAUCUCCCAGGAUUCUAUGGCACGGUCCGGCAAUACUAUGGAGAAGUCUUGAGCUUAGCCAGGCAUCUCUUCCGUCUUUUUGCACUAUCUCUGGACUUGGAGGAGAGUCAUUUUGACAGCAUGGUGACACACCCGAGUGCCAUAGCAAGGUUGCUUUACUAUCCAGGACAAGAAAAUCCUCAGCCUCUGGAUGACAGUGGUGAGGAUAAAGAAGUUGGACUAGGUGCACAUACAGAUUAUGAAUGCUUCACCAUCCUGCUUUGUUCUUCCGCCUCUGGUCUUGAGAUACUGUCACCUGAAAACGUGUGGAUUCCAGCUAGAGGGCCGACAGCGCCAGAAAACGGUCUGAUUAUAAACGUGGCAGAUUUUCUAAUGCGCUGGACCAAUGGGUUCUAUCGAUCCACGAUCCAUCGAGUGGUCAAUCGCACGCAGCACGAACGAUACAGCGUACCAUUCUUCUUCGGCGUCAACAAUGACACCAUCAUCGAGACGAUUCCCAGUUGCGUCACGCCAGAAAAUCCCUCCAGGUAUCCUCCAAUUCAGGCUGGAGAAUAUGUCCUCGAGCGGCUGAAAGCCACUGCAUCUGAUUAG
Messenger RNA from Dissoconium aciculare CBS 342.82, 1131 nucleotides. RefSeq names its product Clavaminate synthase-like protein. The coding region runs from base 1 to 1131 and encodes 376 amino acids. Lineage: Eukaryota; Fungi; Ascomycota; Dothideomycetes; Mycosphaerellales; Dissoconiaceae. Gene Ontology annotation, molecular function: dioxygenase activity. The transcript is spliced from 2 exons. The record is from RefSeq and is a predicted model, not a curated record.